This is a messenger RNA of Daktulosphaira vitifoliae (grape phylloxera), 721 nucleotides long. RefSeq lists its product as uncharacterized. The record is from RefSeq and is a predicted model, not a curated record. Lineage: Eukaryota; Metazoa; Arthropoda; Insecta; Hemiptera; Phylloxeridae. The coding region runs from base 104 to 556 and encodes 150 amino acids. The transcript has 10 exons.
AAGCAAUCAGACAUUUUUAAUUUUAUUUUACUGUUAUAUUCUAUAAUUUUAAAACUUAAAUUGUACAUAGACUAUUGAAAUCCAACACCAAAUAAUUCAUAAAAUGAAUUCACUUACUUUAUGUAUGAUUGUGUUAAUAUUAGCUGUUGAUUUAUCCUUAGCAACGUCUAAUAAUAGCAACAUUACAACAGAUGUUAUAUUAAAAUGUGCUAAUUGUGGACAAAAUUUCUCAUUAUAUAAAUCUUUGUGUAAUCACAUAUUUUGUUAUACCUGUUCACGUCGUUAUGCGUUUUGUAAGACGUGUAAUGAAGAUUUCACAGUUGAAGAAGUUAUGUUAAGUUGUUUAAAAUGUAAUAUGCCCGUUAAUCUAAUAAUGCGUUCCGAUAAAAUAUACUGUAUGAGCUGUAAAAAUAAAGGUUUGAUUCCACAAGAGACUGCAGCUUCGUCAUCCGGACAAAAUAAUGUCACUAGCAGUCAAAAUAAUGAAAGCGGCAGAACAAAUAAUAUAAGUUUCACGCUUGAUAGUAAAGGAAGACCAUUUUACGAGUUUUUUUAAAUAAAUAAUGAUUUGUCAUGGAAAUAUUUGAAAGCGAAUUAUAUGAGUACUCAAUCAGAAAACCUUAACAUCUAACUAAAAGUUCGAUACAAUUCAUGUGAUAAAUUGCAUAAUUUCAUAUUAUAAAUAUAAGUUGCUAAAUAUAAUUUGAAUUUUCAAUGAUUA